AUGCUGGCACCGGUCGUAAUGCCGGUGUCAAAGGAGAGGCGUGCAGUGGAAGAUAGGAUGGCGCCGACCAGCACGUUAGUAGCGCCCCUAGAGUCGAGCAGUACCGCAAGCAAGAAGUCCGGAAAGGCCCAGCUUGGGAAGCCUGCUGUCAGCAUGACGUCAGCAAAGAGCAUGACGUCAAAAUUGAGCGUGGCGUCAGCCAAGAGCCAACGGCCACUAUUCUCGAGCAGUUGGGAGCCCAAUUCGUCGUCAGCAAUAUCGGACGCGCGCUUCGGCGCUGCGCCCGACGUCUUUGGCGACUCGUAUGCCCCGACGCUGACUACUUUGAUCGCCCUCCCGGAUUGCGGGCGCGUGUCCGGACGGUCUUCUUCGGACGGGGAGAGCGUGACGUCACCUCUGGCGAGAAAGGAGCCUGCGAGCGCAUUUGGCAAUGCGCGCCAGAUUGGUACAGCUGUCACAAAGUUAGAAGCGGGUCAGGGUGGGUUGAACAGUAAGGGCUUCAGGGGCGAGACUGAGAUGGAGUUGAAAGAAGAGACCCAAACCAAUGGGUUAAGAGGCAAGGGUUCAAGGAAGGUUAGGGCAGGUUCGGAGGAGGGGCUGCUAGAGAAAAUUCGGAGGAGGGAAAAGGAGUUGGUCGAGAUGGCCAGGUCUGUGCGGAAGUUACAGGAGCGGGUUAAGAACUUGGAGCACGAAAAUGCAGCGCUGCGCAGAGAGGGGAGCGGAAGCGCAAAGGUGGAGAAAGGGGAAGGGACGGAGGGUCUGGUUCGGGAGGUGGCGAAUGAGAGUGCCUUUACGGAGAACGGGGUCAACGUCGAGACCGGGUUUUCUUCCGGUAGCGAAGGUGGAUUUAAGAGCGACUGUAAGACUGAACUUACAGCCAAGAACGGAAGCGGGUUCGAGACAGGGGUCAGCAGUGAAGUCGCGGCUGAGCCGAAGGGACAGGCGUAUCCGCAGGCCAGACGAGUGCCGAGUCGGGAGGAGUGGGUGACAGCAAGGAAGCGGAAAGACUGCGACGGAAAGUGA
Klebsormidium nitens is the source of this 1023-nucleotide messenger RNA. The record is from the annotation of a GenBank genome assembly. NCBI's taxonomy places the organism in Eukaryota, Viridiplantae, Streptophyta, Klebsormidiophyceae, Klebsormidiales, Klebsormidiaceae.